Prorocentrum cordatum is the source of this 677-nucleotide messenger RNA. NCBI's taxonomy places the organism in Eukaryota, Dinophyceae, Prorocentrales, Prorocentraceae. The record is from the annotation of a GenBank genome assembly.
AUGGACUGGCUGGACGCGGAGACCGCCGAGCGCGACAAAGCUAUCUAUGCCGCAUAUCGGGCCCACACUUCUUUACGGCACGGGCGCAUCACCAACGAGCAGGUGGACGGCGCCCUCCGGGGUGCUCUCUGGGAAGCGACGUCGAGAGCUGAGCAGCAGUUUCAUGAUGAACCGUAUUUCCUCUCCUGGCCUCUCCCUCCCUCCCUCCCCUCCUCCUUUUUCACGGGAGCUCUGGCGCAUACUUUUGCUACCGAGCUCGCUGCCCUGUACUACCCGUCACAACUCAAGACCGCCGUCACCCGAAUUGGGCCUAUCCAAUGGAAGGGAGGUUUCUACCGCGAUUUGCUGAAGUCCAUCACGGCUGACCCCAGUGCCUGUGUCAUCUCCCGCUCUAUUCUGGUGUCUUCACAGCUUGGUAAGGCAUCGCGAAGAUGCUUGCGGACUAGGUCGAUGCCAGCAAUACUUGCCACAGCAGGGGUUACACAGGUCGGGGGAAUACCAGGUCGGGGCACCGGGCAUGCGUCAGUCAUUAUUCGUCUUGCGCAAGCUGUUGCUGCUGCUCGUGCUCUGUCUUUCGGUGCGCUAUUCCUGGAUGUGGUGCAGGCUUUUUACCGCACCCUACGUGAACUACUCCUUCGCUCGCCGCUCGACGAUGAUGCCGUUGCUUGUAUUGUCAG